This is a messenger RNA of Theobroma umbraticum, 652 nucleotides long. RefSeq names its product Ribosomal L18p/L5e family protein. The record is from RefSeq and is a predicted model, not a curated record. Gene Ontology annotation, biological process: translation. Gene Ontology annotation, molecular function: 5S rRNA binding; structural constituent of ribosome. NCBI's taxonomy places the organism in Eukaryota, Viridiplantae, Streptophyta, Magnoliopsida, Malvales, Malvaceae. Gene Ontology annotation, cellular component: ribosome.
GGGCCUCACCAAGCCCACAUAUGUCUGUCAGUAAAACUCACUUUUGCCCACGAUGAGUUCAAAACGGCUUGCGUUUUGACCAGAACAGGGAGACCGACAAUCAUUGUUCCUCUGCUCCCGAACUCAACCCCAGAGACUGCACCACCGCCAAAUCCAGAGAUGGUUAUCCCUCCACCUGUUAGGCCGCCAAGAAUUACGAAAUUUCUAAAGCCGUAUGUCCUGAAGAUGCAUUUCACAAACAAGUAUGUUAGUGCCCAAGUAAUCCAUUCUCCAACUGCAACCGUAGCUUCUUCAGCAAGCUCACAGGAGAAGGCCCUCAGGGCAAGCAUGGAAUCUACUCGGGAUGUGGCAGCUGCUGCCAAGAUCGGGAAGCUACUUGGGGAACGGUUACUGCUCAAAGAGAUACCUGCUGUUUCUGUUUUCUUGAAGCGAGAACAGAAGUAUCAUGGUAAGGUGAAGGCUGUCAUUGAUUCUCUCAGGGAAGCAGGUGUCAAAUUGCUUUAAACUAGAUUAAAAAAAAAUCGAAAAAUGCAUUUAGCUUGCUCAUCCCAUGCUUCUUUACUGAUUCAUCUAUGUUCCUGAAUGAUAACUUGGCUAGACCCAAAAAUGAAAUGCAUUGUUGGUUCUGUUCUAUGAAUGGUGUUCUCUUUUA